Messenger RNA from Mycotypha africana, 2005 nucleotides. RefSeq lists its product as uncharacterized. Gene Ontology annotation, molecular function: triacylglycerol lipase activity. The transcript has 5 exons. Lineage: Eukaryota; Fungi; Mucoromycota; Mucoromycetes; Mucorales; Mycotyphaceae. The coding region runs from base 165 to 1550 and encodes 461 amino acids. Gene Ontology annotation, biological process: lipid metabolic process. The record is from RefSeq and is a predicted model, not a curated record.
CGCUCUUUCAAUAAAAAUUCAUGCAUAGCUUAUGAGUAUUAGCCGUUUCUGUCCUAGAGUUGUCAAAUGCAUAAUUAUCUUUCUUUCCGCUUUCAAUUUCUUCCUAAUCCUUAUCAGAUACAACCGUUUUUUUUUUUGUCCACUUUUUAUGUUAGGUAUAAUCAAUGACCAAGAAUUCGUCAGAAGCAGUUAAAAAGACAACGAAUAAAUCGACGAAAACAGCCGAUGAUACCGGUACUCGCAGUGCUAUACGAGAUAAUAGUAUCACCACGAUCAGAGAACACCAACAACAACAACAGCAGCAGCAGCAGCAGACGAUCAAACAGCUGGAUAAAGAAUAUGUAAACGAAACGCAUGUUGCUGAUUUUGCAAAUGCAUUAGCGCAUGAUCCAAAUCAUGAGCAUAUUACGGCUUGGACAGAUGCUCUUCCUGCUGUCAGAAGCACAAAUGACAAAAAGAUCCUGAAAAGAUCGAAAAGGAAAUUAAAAGAACAAGAAGCUGCCAAGCCAAAAGGCUUUACACAUUCCUUAUUGCAGUUUCCCUUGAUUGGCUUCAUUGGAUUCAUCAUUUUUAUGGAACUGGUGGCGUAUAUUUCGUUACGCCAGAUUGUGAGAAUUUGGGAAAAUGCAAUUAGUUGGAGAGGCCAAAAGCGAAGACUCCGUAACGAAUUACGCGCUUCGAAAACCUACAGAGAUUGGUGUGAAGCUGCCGAUGCCUUGGACAAACAUAUGCACAAAGAUGAAUGGAAGAACACCAUACCCUACGCCUACUAUGACUACCGACUUUUGCAAAAAGUUGUGAAACAUCUUAGAAUUCAUCGCCAAGGAAAUACAUUAGAAGAUGCUACAAAAUUGAUGGAUGUCCUUUAUGUAUGCUUGAAACAGAACUUUGCUGGUAUUGAGAAUGAAAAACUUUACAGUAAUACAUACUUGGGCACGAAGCGAUUAAUCGAGGAAUAUGUGGAAGAGGUGACAAAGUCAAUCGACGCCUUGGCGCAUAACAAGCAUAUUACAGCUGAGGAGAAGAGAGUAGCAUUCAGAUUGUAUUCAAAAAAUUAUGGACGUACGGCUUUCUGCCUUUCAGGAGGAGCAGGCUUCGGUUACUAUCAUCUCGGCGUUAUUCGUGCCUUGUUGGAUCGAGGGUUAUUGCCCUCCAUAAUGACAGGCACAUCAGCAGGAUCGCUGAUGGGUGCUAUCGUAUGCACACGAACAGAUGAGGAAUUAAACGAGAUAUUGACGCCAGAGCUAGCAAAGCGCAUACGUAUAUGUCAGGAGAGUUGGCCAAAGAAAAUCUUACGAUUUGUCCGAUCAGGCUCGCUUUUUGACGCAGAGCAAUGGUGUCGGGAAGCGAUGUGGUUUUGCAAAGGGUCCAUUACAUUCAAAGAGGCUUAUGAAAAAACAGGUCGUAUAUUCAACGUGUCGGUGAUUCCUUACGAUCCGCAUUCGCCUCCCAAAUUGUUGAAUUAUAUCACUGCACCGGACUGUGUGAUCUGGAGUGCUGUACUGGCAUCAGCAGCCAUUCCAGGGGUAAAUAGUUGGGGAAAAAGAUAGGGAAUGUUCAGCCAUACGAUACGCUAAUCUUUGAUAUCCUUAUGCACUUUUAGAUCCUCAAUCCAGUUGUGCUAAUGCAGAAGAAACGCGGAUCAGCUCACCUCGUUCCUUACAACUAUGGCCAUAAAUUCAAAGAUGGCAGUUUAUCAACAGAUAUCCCUACUUUGGCUCUGAAUACUCAAUUCAAUGUCAAUUACACCAUUGUAAGUCAGGUUAACCCUCACGUUCAUCUCUUUUUCUAUGCCAACCAAGGAAGUCCUGGUCGACCUGUCACUCAUCUACAAGGAAGGGGAUGGCGUGGAGGAUUUAUUGCUUCAUCUCUUGAGCAGUUCUUAAUUUUGGAUAUGUUUAAAUGGUUAAAGUUAAUGAGAUCACUAAAACUGUUACCCAAGAUCAACGACCAAGAUUGGAGCAACGUCUGGUUGCAAAAGUUUGAUGGCAACGUCACCAUUUUG